GGUUCAACAAUUGCAAAUUCAGACCGAUCUCCAAAUAGUCUAGAUCAAACAACAAAAAUUGUUUUACAUAAAACUGAAUUGAUUGAAAAUGAUUAUAAAAUUAAUUUCAAUCUUAUUGAUACACCCGGCUUUGCAGAUUACAUUAAUAAUAAAUACUGUUGGAUUCCGGUUUGUGAUUAUAUUGACACACAAAAUCGAUUAUAUUUAUUCCAAGAAUCUCAACCAAUUCGAGAAAAAAUGGUUGACCAUCGAGUUCAUUGUUGUUUGUAUUUCAUAUCACCAACAAAUAAGGGAUUGUGCGAUUUAGAUAUUAAAUCAAUGAAAGAAAUUUCAAAACGAGUGAAUUUGAUUCCAAUUAUUUCAAAAGCAGAUGGAUUCACCAAAUUGGAAUUGGAUAACUUCAAGUAUGAAAUCAGAAAAACUAUUAAAGAGUUUAAUAUUCCGCUUUGUCAAUUUAUUCAAGAUAAAGAGCUUUUAAGAGAAAUUAAAAAUGAAUUACCAUAUGCUGUAAUUGGGUCGCAAUUCAAUCAUGACUCAAACAAAAGAGGGCGACAGUAUAAAUGGGGUUACGUUUCUAUAGACGAUGACAAUAAUAGUGAUUUUUAUCGCAUCAGCAGCUUGCUAAUUAAAGAUCAUAUGCUAGAUUUAAUUUUAGGAACUGAAAGUUAUUAUGAGCAGUAUCGUUCGCAGUUAUACAACUCAAAAGCGAGAAAAGUUGUCGGUUUUCCAGUUGAUGAUAGUGUUAACAUCAAAACAGAUGGAUUGGAGGCAUUUUGCAAGUCGUCAACAGUGGAUUAUGCGAGUAUUGACAGAUUCUUUAUGGAAAUGAAUCCAAUUUUUGUUGAUAAGAAACAGCAUCUUUCGAAAAAGUUCAACGAAGUUAUUGGGGUUUGGGAGCAUAAUUUCCGAGAAUGGAAGACAGCAUUGAUUAAGAAGCAAAAAAUGUGCAACGAAGACAUCCAGCAAGUGCAU
Messenger RNA from Ascoidea rubescens DSM 1968, 972 nucleotides. Its product is annotated as Septin-domain-containing protein. Gene Ontology annotation, molecular function: GTPase activity; GTP binding; molecular adaptor activity. Gene Ontology annotation, biological process: cytoskeleton-dependent cytokinesis. The annotation marks the transcript as partial. Gene Ontology annotation, cellular component: cytosol; microtubule cytoskeleton; septin complex. The record is from RefSeq and is a predicted model, not a curated record. Lineage: Eukaryota; Fungi; Ascomycota; Saccharomycetes; Ascoideales; Ascoideaceae. The transcript is spliced from 2 exons.